Panicum virgatum (switchgrass) is the source of this 3108-nucleotide messenger RNA. RefSeq lists its product as uncharacterized. The record is from RefSeq and is a predicted model, not a curated record. The coding region runs from base 924 to 1970 and encodes 348 amino acids. The transcript is spliced from 9 exons. NCBI's taxonomy places the organism in Eukaryota, Viridiplantae, Streptophyta, Magnoliopsida, Poales, Poaceae.
UGAAGCGGUGGGUGAUGGUGGUGGAGCGAGAUGAAAAGUGGGUUCCUCAGUUUCCCUCUAAUCCCUCCCGCCGUUUUGGUCCAUCGUCGUCUACUCCAACUGGGAGGAAUGGCGGAGGUGGGUCCGUCACACCAUCUUCCCCCAAUUCAAGCUACGAUGAAGCAGUUUCAGCUUUGUGCAUCACCAACCGGUGCUCGCCAAAGUCAGUUUUCUCUCUUGUUUCCAAUUUAAGCAAGUUCAAGAAGCAGAUUGUUAGGGAUAUGGGUUUUGGGGGGAUUCUUGAAAUUCCUUGCAUUAGCAAGCUGAAUCUGAAACUUUCUGCUUGGUUGCUGAGCAAGCUGGACAGUGAGGAGAGUUGUCUGAUAUUUGGCCCAGGUAGACGAAUUUAUGUCCACGAGGAUGAUGUUGGUAUAGUUCUUGGUAUUCCUAAUGGCGACAUUGAUGUGUCUACCACUUCAGUGACUAAGGAACAAUUAGAAUUGCUGAGGUUCAGCAUAGGGUUAGCUAGUACAGAUCCUAGGAGUAUUAAGGGGAUUGAGUACGUUCUUGAGAAGCAUCUCGAUGAUCAAUCAUCAAGCCAGCAAAUCGAUGGUUUCAAAGUUGCCUUUGUUGUUUUCAUCAUUGGGCAUCUUCUUGCCCCUUGUGUGAAACAUGAUCAAGUGCAUCUGGAUUUCUGGGGUGCUUUGAAGAAUCAUGCAGCGCUCGAAAGGUACAACUGGUGUCGUUAUGUUUAUGGACAUGUGCUCGAGGCUGCUCAGAAAGUUUGAUCAGAAAUAAUCAACAAGGGUCGGGCAACUUCUUUGUCCGGGUGUCAUUACUUCUUACAGAUUCUAUUUCUAGAUAAUGUUGAUCUCAGUAGGCUUAACAAGCCACACAAAGUUGUCCCUCGACUGAAAGUUUUUGAUCAAGAAUCGUUGAAGUUGAUGGCAAUGAUGUGUGCCAGCAGAGGGGAACAGGAUUUUGCUAGUUUCAUCGGUAUUCGUUCUGCUGAAUCUUCUGGCUACAUGAGGCAUACUUUCCCGUCCCCGCAUACCACACCUUCUUCAUCAACUAUUCCUAGCCGUGUCACUGUACCAUUUGUAAGAAAGACGGAGCAGGGCAACAUUGAUUCAUCUUUACCCUUGAGCCCGCAGAAUGUUCCGUUCAAAAGUCCAAGUGAUUUCUAUUCAUACAUUCACCGACGUCAUCCCGGGAUGGAAAGGACAUAUUUUAUAGAUUACAUUAAGAAUCACAACGCAAGUAUGAUGAGGGAUAUUUCCGAGAUGCGCUCAUCUAUUACGAGACGUAAUGCACAUUUGGUUGAUUGGUUGGUGGAUAACGUUGGUCCACUUAAGAUGCAAUUGAUACAUAAGAAGCCAGCUGUAUCAGGUUGCAGCACUCCCAUUGCUCCAUCAAGCAUAACGCCGUCAGACAGAGGCCAUGAUGUUUCUAUGCAUACCAAAUCUACUUACAUGACCACCAAGAGAUCUGUUUGCUCAUCGGAGGUUACACCAGCAAAAAAGUUGAAAAGUUCUACAGAUUUUGGUGUUGAGACUCCAUCAUUUGAUCUUGGCAUUGAUGGCUCAAUAGCCGUUGGGGUUGAAGUAACCCCGCAGCACAUAAUUUUUGCUAUCGAACCAUUCAAAUAUCCAAUGCAAAGUGUGUCAAGAGGUGUUGCUCCUGCACGGCCAUCCUGUGGGUUAGCGGAAGUAUCACCUGCUGAUUCAAGUAGACACUUAGCACAAUGUGUUGUGCUUGACAUAAUUCAUGUAACUGAGGAAGGAAUUGAUCCCAAUGGUAAGGUUCUAUACGGCCAAUUGAUAACUCAGCCGUUUCAGAAAUGUGUUGCCCCAGACGCCCCUGUACCUUGUGUACCUUGGGCUCCUGAACUUCUUCAUCUUAAACAUGACCCGACCGCAGUCAACGACCUCAUAAUUUGCUGCAACGAUUUGUCUGAAGCGGCUGUUAGAUGUGAAUGGUUGGUUCAUUAGUUGCCACGGUAUUUGGUCCUCAGUGGGUCAGAACUUAUAAAUACUUUUGUCUAAGGUAAGGAUACUGAUUCGGACAUUAUCGAUGCUGCGUUCUGGCAUUUCUGUCAGCUAGAUGCUUCUGUGAAAUGUCCCGGCCCACCCGGGCGGUGGCGCCACUUCAUCGAAUCUGAUUUCGCGGUAUCAUUGCUUCUUUCCGCCCUACAUAGUAAUCGGCGAUGUAAAUCUUUGUUUUCCUUUUUAGUAUUUUAGCUAUUUGCAAUUUUCGUAUAUGCUUCGCAGAUGAACUGCCUCGCCGGUUACAAUCCUGAACGUAUCCUGUCUGUAUUAAAUCAAUUUACUAAGGUCGACUACUGCCUUCCAAGCUGUUAGAUGGUACAUCACACUCGGUUUCUAUCCCCCCCCCCUACAUCGGUUACUGAUAUCCAAAAUAGGUUGAUUACAUUUUGUUUUCUGCCCCCAUUAUGGGUCUUGUACUGUGCCCAUGUUCAUCUGUUUCCCCGAUGUGGUCAGAUCAUAGUCCCUGUACUGGUUGAUCAUAUAUGGUGCGCUUAUAUGUUUGACUCGCAUGGCUGCACCGUCCAUGUGUUUGAUCGUGCGCAUGCUGAAAGCCGUCACCAGGCACACAUGGAGAUCUUUAAAAUAUUGCAUGAUUCACUGUCAAGUUGUUUGGAACAUUUCUUCAAAGGAUGGUCUCUCAAGCCAUUUGAUUCCUGGUACCUGAACUAUCCUAGUCUCGGACCUGUCGUCUCAAAACCGAAUGAUUCUGGCAUUGUCAUGUUACAUUAUGCUCGGAAUUUCAAUGGCGGUCAAUUGAAUGAACAAGUGACAAAGGAUAACAUCUUAAGUAUUAGGCUUUCUAUGUUUGCUGACAUACUGAUGUUGGACGGCAACGAGGCCAAGCUCCCUGCCCUCGUCUUGAAAUUCCUCCCUAAGUGAACCGGUCGCCCCGUAUAUUUUGGUUACGCCUUCAAGUGGAGCUGUCUGUGGCGCAUAUUUUGGGCCAUAGUUGACGUUUGGGUUGUGAUCCGGUCGUCAAGACAGUUCAUCUCCUAAUUCAUUUUGUAACUGGUGGUGUUGUAAGUAACAUGAUGGUGUUUGUUGAUGAUUAACUGUGUUUGCGCCUUUUGCUCAAUGGAAA